Molecule: messenger RNA, 3101 nt
Organism: Mixia osmundae IAM 14324
Lineage: Eukaryota; Fungi; Basidiomycota; Mixiomycetes; Mixiales; Mixiaceae
Exons: 5
Coding region: 55-3075 (1006 amino acids)
Biological process (GO): proteasome-mediated ubiquitin-dependent protein catabolic process; regulation of protein catabolic process
Cellular component (GO): proteasome complex; proteasome storage granule; proteasome regulatory particle, base subcomplex
Molecular function (GO): enzyme regulator activity
Source: RefSeq, a predicted model, not a curated record
AGCGCCUCGCCUGCGUUGAAUUGACGGAGAGAGGAGACGCUAGACUGCCAAGACAUGGUAGAGCCACCGCCUAGACAGGCACAAGAAGCGCUCGUCGAUCCAGUGAGAUCAGACGAUGCGCCCAAGGACGACAAGAAGGACAAAAAAUCGAUCGACAAUGGGCCGACGAACGGGUUUGCGCCCGAUGGCAGGGCCAAGGAUGCCAAGGCAGAAGAGCUCAGCGAGGAGGACGCUCAGCUCAAAUCAGAAUUGACGAUGCUCGUCGAGCGACUGCAAGAGGAUGACGCUCAGCUGCAUCGGCCGGCACUCGAAUCAAUGCGAACUCUCAUCAAGACGUCGACAUCCUCCAUGACGAGCGUACCCAAGCCACUCAAAUAUCUGCGACCACUCUAUCCUGAUCUGCAAUCACUCUACAGCCAAUGGUCUGGACAAUCCCUACAAGGCACUCCUGCAGAGCCUUCGCAGACUCUGGCCGGCCAGGCUAUCCAAGGCAUUAGCUCCUUCGUCAGCGAUGCAGCAGCAGGCGCAGUCAACUUCACAUUUGGCACCAAUUCCCAGCCGGCGCCAUCGACAUCCUCUGCACCACCACACAAGCCAAAAGCGGCUGGCUCAGACGUCGCACUGCUAGCUGACCUACUGUCAGUGCUGGCGAUGACCUAUUCUGACAACGGCAAACGCGAGACCUUGCUAUAUCGACUACGAGGCGGAUCCCAAGAAGAUCCUGGCUCGUGGGGUAACGAGUACGUUCGGCAUCUGGCAGCGGAGAUUGGCGAAGAGUACGAAGUCCGGAGGAGGGCCUCUUUAGCUACUCUUGAUGCCCCGACGGAUACUGCCGCGCCGACAGCGAGUGGCGCGGUGAUGGAGUCACAAGCCAAAGAUGCGAUCGAACCUACGCAGCCACCAACAACGACGGACACAAAAGAGCUCGAAGAUUUAGCGCUCAAGCUGGUGCCCUUUUUCCUAUCGCACAACGGCGAAGCAGAUGCUGUUGACUUGCUGCUUGAAAUCGAAUCAAUCGAGCAAAUAGUGCCCUUUGUCGACGAAAACACAUACGCACGCGUUUGCCUCUACAUGGUCUCCUGCGUCAAUUUACUCGUACCACCCGACGAUCGCCAAUUCCUUCGCAGCGCUCGCGACAUCUAUCGAAAGCAAGGGCGAUGGACAGAAGCUUUGACGCUCGCCAUCAGACUGAACGAUCGAGACGCCAUCCGAGCAGACUUUAACGGCCCAGAAAGCGCCAACAUGAAACGACAAAUGGCAUACAUCCUCGCUCGGCAACAGAUCAAUCUAGAAACUGACGAUCAAGAUCUAAUCGAUAUCCUGAACAAUGCAAAGCUGACAGAGCAUUUCAAACUUUUCGGUAAAGAGCUCAGUGUCAGCGAGCCGAAGAGCCUCGAAGACAUCUACAAAUCGCACCUUGAAAACACUAGACCAGGCACGAUUGCAGCAGUCGACUCUGCAAAGCAAAAUCUUGCAGGCACAUUCGUCAACGCCUUUGUCAACGCAGGAUUCGGCAAUGACAAAUUGAUGGCAGCAGCAGAAGAAGGGCAAUCGUGGAUCUACAAGAACAAGGACCACGGCAUGCUCUCAGCCGCUGCUUCGCUCGGCAUGAGCCUGCUUUGGGAUCCGGACAUGGGUCUCAGUCAGAUCGACAAGUACACCUAUUCGUCGGAAGAGUAUAUCAAAGCAGGCGCGCUCCUCGCCAACGGCCUGAUACACUCUGGCAUUCGGACCGAGAUGGACGCAGCGCUCGCUCUACUGUCUGAACAUAUCGAAAGUAGCAGUCCGACCCUACGCAUCAUGGCUACGAUGGGCAUCGGUAUUGCCUAUGCCGGAUCUCAGCGCGAGGAUAUCCUAGAGCUUCUCUUGCCUGCCAUCGCCGACACGUCGCUGUCAAUGGAGAUCGCGUCCGUCACCGCGCUUGCUCUCGGCUUCGUGUUCGUGGGCACUUGCAACGGAGACAUCACGGGCACAAUCCUGCAGACAAUGAUGGAACGCGAAGAUAAGGAGCUUUCGGACAAAUGGGCUCGCUUCAUGGGUCUCGGCCUGGCGCUUCUCAACCUUGGCCGUCAAGAUGAUGCAGAUGCAACGUUGGAGACGUUGAAAGCCAUCGAAGUGCCACUAGGCAAGCAGGCGCAAGUACUCGUCGACAUGUGCGCAUUUGCCGGCACAGGCAAUGUCCUCAAGAUCCAGGACAUGCUCACAGCUUGCACCCCCCAUGUCGAGGAAGACUCGGACAGUGCGAUCCAUCAGGGCUUUGCCGUUCUCGCCAUCGCUCUCAUUGCGACAGGCGAGGAUGUGGGAGCUGAAAUGUGUCUACGGCAAUUCUCCCAUCUUAUGCACUAUGGCGAUGCCGCGAUACGACGAGCUGUGCCCCUGGCCCUCGGACUGAUCAGCGCGUCGAAUCCGAGCCUGUCGAUUAUGGACACACUCUCAAAGUAUUCCCACGACAACGACCAGGAAGUCGCAUUGAAUGCGAUCUUUGCAAUGGGUCUCAUCGGCGCAGGCACCAAUCAAGCACGGCUCGCUCAGCUCUUGCGCCAGCUUGCGAGCUACUAUGCCAAAGAUCCGGAGGCGCUGUUCAUGGUCCGAGUGUCCCAAGGCCUGGUACACAUGGGCAAGGGCACUAUCGGGCUGGCACCCUUCCACACUGAUCGGUCUCUGAUGUCGCCUGCAGCAAUGGCCGGCUUGCUGUCGACUCUGCUCGCUUUCACAGACGUGAAAGGAUUCAUCCUAGACAAGUCGCACUGGCUUCUGUUCCUGCUUGCGCCGGCGAUGUACCCUCGUUUCCUGAUCACUUUUGAUGAAAAGGGCGAGGUCUUGCCGGUCAGUGUCCGUGUCGGUCAGGCGGUCGAUACUGUCGGGCAGCCGGGCAAGCCGAAAUCCAUCACUGGUUUCCAGACCCAUACGACGCCUGUUCGACUCGCAAAUACAGAGCGAGCAGAGAUGGCGACAGAAGAGUGGUUCCCGUACACUCACGUACUCGAGGGCUUCGUCAUUCUCAAGAAGAACGAAGGCUACGAUCAAGAAGACAACGCUGCGACAGCGAGCACGGCUAAGAUGGAGCUGUCCUGAAAUGCAAAUGAUGUCCAAGAUGGCUC